Molecule: messenger RNA, 2334 nt
Organism: Enterobius vermicularis (human pinworm)
Lineage: Eukaryota; Metazoa; Nematoda; Chromadorea; Rhabditida; Oxyuridae
Source: the annotation of a GenBank genome assembly
AUGAGUAGUGGAAGUUUUGGAUAUGGUGGCCAGAAUUAUGAUAACGGCUACCAACAUGUAAAAGACGCUCAAGUAGCUGGAAAUUGGAAUGGGGGCGUUGCACAAAAUAUGCAGCUCCCCCCUCCAAGCGCAGUUCCUCGGAAUGAUGGAGUUCAAAGUCAACCGCAGCAGCAUGAGGGAGGACGUUACGUGCCUCCUCAUCUACGUCAUAAUCAUGCACCUGAAACAAUACCUGAAGGAGUACCAGCUCCUGAAACCUGGAGACACUACCAGAGAGGUGAUAAUCCUCAUGGUGGAUAUGAUCAAAGAGGUGUUUCAAUUCGGAAAAGCCAGAGUUGCAUUGGGAUGGGAUCGCAGAGUUAUGGAAAUGAAAAGUGGAACAACAAUCAGUCGUAUAAUUACCAGCCAUCCAUGGGUGGACAGCCAGGAAGAGGUAGAGCUGGGUUUGGACCUCCUGCGGCAGGCUUCAAAAGUUAUCGUAGUCGGGGCAAUAGAGAUAACGAUUAUGGCUGUCAUGGAGGAAUGAGCCGACCCACUUAUACUGGGCGAUACUCUUUUGAUCGAAAUACCGUUCAUGAUGAGCAACAGUGGAACUCGCAGCAUCAAGGCGGAGGAUUUCCGCGUCAUGAAGACAAUGUCCCUGAUAACUCUCGUUGGGCUUCUUUGCGUGAUCCAAUCCCUGAGCGAGUCCAAAAAUGGACUGAGCAGCUUCCUCGUGAUGAGCGCCUAGAAUCUGAGCUGUUUACUGGUUUAAACUCUGGUAUCAAUUUUGAUAAAUAUGAGGAGAUUCCGGUUGAAGCGACCGGACAAGAUUGCCCUCACGCUAUUGCAUUGUUCUCGGACUUACAAUUACAUCCAUGGAUAGAAGAAAAUAUUCGUUUAUCUGGUUAUGUUCGUCCGACUCCAGUGCAAAAGUAUUCCAUCCCAACGUUAAUGAAUAAUCGCGAUCUUAUGUCGUGUGCCCAGACUGGUUCGGGAAAAACUGCAGCAUUCUUAGUACCGCUUAUUAAUAAUGUACUUCAGAAUGGACCGGAUGCUUUGCUGCGGAAAACGGUACUACAGAACGGUCGUCGUAAGCAGUAUCCUGCAGCUCUUAUUUUGUCACCGACGCGCGAACUUUCUAUGCAAAUAUAUAAUGAGUCACGUAAAUUUGCUUACCGCACUCCUAUUACUUCAGCACUGCUUUAUGGGGGCCGCGAGAAUUAUCGUGAACAGAUUAAUAAACUGCGUUUAGGGGUUCACAUUCUUAUUGCUACUCCGGGACGUCUUAUUGAUGUCAUGGAUCAAGGCUAUAUUGGUCUAGACGGCUGUCGAUUUUUAGUUCUUGAUGAGGCUGACCGUAUGUUAGAUAUGGGUUUUGAACCUCAGAUCAGACAGAUUGUCGAUCUCUCAAAAAUGCCAAAAAAAGGUGACCGUGUCACGGCAAUGUUUUCUGCAACUUUUCCAAAAGAGAUUCAAGUACUUGCCCAGGAUUUCUUAAUGCCGAAUUACGUGUUUCUGGCCGUUGGUCGCGUCGGUUCAACUUCAGAAAAUAUAAUGCAAAAAAUAGUUUGGGUAGAAGAGCAUGAAAAAAAGUCGUUUUUAAUGGAUCUUUUGGAUGCGGGAGAACCGACUGCUUUAACUCUUGUUUUUGUGGAGACAAAGCGUGGUGCUAGUGACUUGGCCUCUUACCUACAGAAGGACGGUUAUAACGUCGUCGCAAUUCACGGAGAUCUGAAGCAGUGGGAGCGUGAAAAACAUUUAGAGACAUUCCGUACUGGUGUUGCGCCUAUUCUUGUAGCUACUGCAGUUGCUGCUCGCGGUCUUGAUAUUCCUAAUGUGAAGCAUGUUAUUAAUUAUGAUCUCCCAUCAGAUAUCGACGAAUAUGUUCAUAGAAUUGGUAGGACCGGCCGUGUGGGGAACGUUGGUGAGCCGUUUAAUUUGGUUGAAAUAUUAAUUUUAUUUUUGCCAUUGCCUUCGGUUUUACCCAGAGAGGUUUCAGGGCUUGCCACUUCCUUCUUCAAUGAUAAAAACCGUAACAUUGCACGAGAUUUGGCAGACCUGAUCGUUGAAGCUAAUCAGGAAUUACCAGAAUGGCUUGAAAGAUUAUCAACUGAUGCACAGCGUUACGGCACUCGUCCUAAGGGGUCCCGUGGAGGACGUUUUGGUGGUCGUGAUCAUCGUGUGCAGUACACCUGUGGCGGUACGAAUGGGUCAAGUGGACAACAUCGUCAAAAUAAUGGCAGUUAUAAUUCGAAUUCUGGAUGGAAUCAGUCUCAGCGUCCACCACAACGUGUUGCUGCUAUCCAGCAGCACAGUCGUCAUCCGAAGAGAGAGUCAUAUAGGAAUAAAUAA